Colletotrichum higginsianum IMI 349063 is the source of this 426-nucleotide messenger RNA. RefSeq lists its product as uncharacterized. NCBI's taxonomy places the organism in Eukaryota, Fungi, Ascomycota, Sordariomycetes, Glomerellales, Glomerellaceae. The transcript has a single exon. Bases 1 to 426 code for a protein of 141 amino acids. The record is from RefSeq and is a predicted model, not a curated record.
AUGGCCACGACGUACAACUUUCUACGCGGUGCGUGUCGACCAUUAGAGCAUGGAUCGCUCUUCGUCGGCAUCACGUUGAUUCUCUGCGAUCACAUUACGACGACUCUUGCGACAUAUUUCUUUUUUAUAUUCUUACAACGUAUACCCACACACACACACACACACACACACACACAUUUGAGUUUAGUACCUUUGACACUUCCAAAACGACCUGGAAGUUUGCGAACCCGUUUUAUGGAUGGCCAGAUACCACAGCUGGCCAAAUCAUUGCCCUUGCCGAAAAACACACUUUACCCCUAUACUGGAUCACCCACACCUUGUUUCCACCCAUGCCUACGACCAAGCCGUCGUAGUCCUUUGGUUUCAGUCAUUUUCAAUCCAAUCUUUCGCUGCUACGUCGUACGGAAAGCCCAUCCCCCACCAUGA